GGACAGUAACACAGUAGCCGUCGCUGACUGUCUACCUCAUCUUUCUAUAAACAACCCGAAACGACAUCGAGAGGUGGAGCCGCCGCGCUGACAACUGUCAAAAGACCCUUCCUGAUAAGAAGAGCUCUUCCGUCCUCACAGCAUCUUGUCGUAUCGCUUUCGAAACCGUUAUAAGCCAAAUAGUUGAAGCGAAUAUACCAUAUAUUCCGAGUAUACGACGUAUCUUUCGCUAUUCCGUUAUUGCGGAGCCGUUUCGGAUGAGCGGUUCGCACUUUGACAGUUUUUGACAGGCUGCAUGUCUUCCUGGAGACCCACUGAUAAGUGAUGUCAAGGCGAAGCACAAGGUUAGGUUCCAAAGGGACGACCUUUCCUGAUGAUGAUGCUGCCAGCACCAGCUCCACUGAAACCACUGGCCACGUCUCUUACAAAGAGAGCCCAACCAGGAUCUUCAAGAAGAGGACCGGUCGCAAGAGCACAGGCAGUGUAUCCCGUAACUCCAGUCGCGCGAGCAGCGUGACUCAGAUACAGACCGGGCAACGCAGUGACCUCACUGCCACUGAAAAUAAGAAUGGCAUGCCUGUUGCUGGAUUCUCCUCUGGAUAUUCCUCUGCUGAGGAGCAUUAUGAACAACCCAUAAAAUCAAGCCCUAGUUUAACCCCGUCUGUAGCUGAACCAGGCUUUGGCAUUCGUGACGUGUUUCACUCUCCAGCUCAGGCUCUGGUUAUGCUCUACUGGUGGCUGGGCACUGCGUGGUACAGCCUCACCUCACGACUUUCUCUGAUCAAUGUGUUUCUGCUCAGCAGAUGCACAGCAGAUAUGAGAAAGGCUAUCCUACUGGUUCUCCUUCUCAUCUUUCUCAUUUUUGGAAUAUGGUACUGGUUCCCGUUUGCUUCUCGUUCUCCAUCUCAUGUGGUUGUUUCCAGGACUUCAUCUGUCAGACACACAGACGGACCUAUGAAAGCAGCUUUUGAUGACCAACUCCAACAUGCCAGCCUGUCUAACUUGAAGGAUGAGAUCGCCAGCUUGCACGAAAGGGAGGGAAACCUGAUGAGAGACAUCGAACUACUGAAGAUGGAGAGCGCAAAACAGAAGGUCAAAUCUGAGAUGCUGCAAACCGAUUUGAGGUCUAUGAAUAAGCAGAUGAUGAAUGUUGAGUCUGAGCGUGGGCAGCAGAUUUCUGAGCUGAAGUCCAGUCUCUCAAGUCUUCAGUCUGCUCAAUACCUUCUCAAGGAAAGAGUUGAUGCACAUGACACUCUCAACACCAACCUGAGAGCAGAGCUAUCCGAUUGGCUAAUAACACACCUGAAAGAUCCAAGCUCACUGGACUCAACUAUAGUGCUCCGUCCUGAGCUGCAGAGGGCGCUAGAGGAUCUGGAGAAACGCAUACUAGAUAAACUAGUGCAUGAGAAAGAGAGCGGCAGAGAUGUCUGGAGGACUGUGGGAGAGACGCUGCACCAGGAAGGAGCCGGAGCCGCCACGAUAAAAGAUGUGAAAGAAAUCGUCCAGAGGGCAAUUGGUCUGUACAGGGCAGAUGGGAUUGGAUUGGCGGACUAUGCCUUGGAAUCUUCAGGUGCCAGUGUGUUAAACACUCGUUGCUCUGAGACAUAUAAGACCCGAUCUGCGUGUCUGAGUUUAUUCGGCAUUCCUCUCUGGUAUCAUUCAGAAAGCCCUCGUACUGUUAUACAGCCGGAGCUGUAUCCCGGGAAGUGUUGGGCAUUCCGAGGCUCCCAGGGUUUCCUGGUGAUCGCACUAUCUUACCCAGUGAGAAUCACCCACGUCACACUCGAACACCUUCCCAAAGAGCUCUCGCCAACGGGACGCAUCGACAGCGCGCCUAAGGAUUUCGCCGUCUACGGUAUGUCUAAUGAGACUGAAGACGGAAAGUUGCUCGGGACAUUCAUGUACGACCAGGACGGAGAACCCAUUCAGACUUUCAAGCUUCCGGAAGCCUCAGACAACUACAACAUGGCAGAGCUGAGAGUCUUAAGCAACUGGGGUCACCUGGAAUACACCUGUGUGUAUCGCUUCAGGGUUCACGGAGAACCUUCACUCUGA
This is a messenger RNA of Rhinichthys klamathensis goyatoka, 2055 nucleotides long. It is a transcript of the gene sun2, whose product is annotated as Sad1 and UNC84 domain containing 2. The coding region runs from base 325 to 2055 and encodes 576 amino acids. The transcript is spliced from 19 exons. Gene Ontology annotation, molecular function: protein-membrane adaptor activity. NCBI's taxonomy places the organism in Eukaryota, Metazoa, Chordata, Actinopteri, Cypriniformes, Leuciscidae. Gene Ontology annotation, biological process: nuclear envelope organization. The record is from RefSeq and is a predicted model, not a curated record. Gene Ontology annotation, cellular component: nuclear envelope; meiotic nuclear membrane microtubule tethering complex.